GUUGGUUUUUAGUUGUUGCCUCAGUUCAGUUGCUUUGUUAACAUCAUGAUGUUUAAUUGAAUCUCACUAUUUUUUAGUAUUGUUAUUUAAUACUUUAAUUGUUCCUUUCAUAUGUUUACAUAAAUAUUUCUUCGAAACUCAUCCUCCAUGUUAAUUCACAGGAAUAAAGUUUAUUUUGUAAUGUAUGUUCUCCUCGGAUUUUGGCCUUAGUUGGUGUUUUUACAACAACAACUACAAGGGUCAACAUGUUACCCAAAAAAGUCUGUUUUCUUAUUGGAUUCACUUUGUGCCUCUUGGUACCCUAUUCUUUUGCUCAAGUUAUAGCACCACCUAAUCCACCCAGAGAUUUACAAAUAGAAGUUGUAUCUGGUAAAAUAGUUCACCUCGAUUGGAGUCCUCCUUCCUCUGGACAUAUCACUGCUUAUGGACUCACCAUCGUCCCAUUAUCAGAGCAAGACGAAACGGGUAUACGUAAUCUACAGGUUGCGGCAACAGAUGAUUUACCUUUAACUCUACGUGAUCUUACACCAGGAGGAACUUAUGAAAUUCAAUUGCAAUCAAUUAAUGGUAACAUCUCAAGUAAUCUUUUCUUGUCAGCCAAUUUUACCACCAAACCAAACACACCAGGACGUUUCAUCGUCUGGUUUAGAAACGAGACAACCCUGUUGGUGCUUUGGCAGCCUCCUUACCCUGCUGGUAUAUUUGAUCAAUACAGAGUAAGCAUUGAGCCUCGGGAUGCCAUCCAAUCAGUUCUCAAUGUUGACAAAGAAUCAGAACCCCCGGGUCCAGCUCAAGCAGCAUUUUAUGGAUUAGUACCAGGUCGAGCUUACAAUAUUUCCGUUCAAACAGUUAGUCAUACACAGAUAAGUACACCGACGGAAGCCAAAUACUGGACUGUGCCACUACCACCGACGAAUGUUACCUUUGAUCAAACCACAGUGACAUCUAAUUCAUUUGAUGUUAAGUGGUCACCGCCGAAAUCAUUAUCUGAAUUUGAUCGUUACCAAGUUUCAUUAAGCAUGAAAAGUUCGAUACCUAAAUCAGUACCCAAGGAUGCACCGCGAAUGGUAACAUUUAAUGAAAAUCUUGAGCCCGGAAAAACUUAUGAAGUGGUUGUUAAAACUGUUUCUGAUAAUGUUGCUAGUUGGCCGGUAACUUGUAAUGUUACCACUGCUCCCUUACCUGUUUCAGAAUUGAAAGCUUGGCCUGGAGAGGCAGGCGAGAUUAAUGUUUCCUGGGUUGCUAAUAAUGAUUCAGUUCAAGAUUCUUAUAUGGUUAAAUAUCAUGAACUGGAGGCCUUCAAUUCUGAUGGAUCAGUACAAGUUGUCCAUGAGACUAAAGUGGUUCUCGAAAAUCUACUUGAUGGCCGUAAUUAUUCAAUUGCGGUGGUUGCUGUGAGCAAGGGGAUUAAAAGUGAAGAAAUUGUGAUUUACCAACCAACCAAGCCAGCUCCACCAGUAAUUGGAAUCUUGGAGCCAGUCACUAAUAACAAACUAAAUGUUUCUUGGAAAUCAGAUGUAAACAGCCGUCAAGAUUCUUAUAAAGUUGUUUGGAUCAGAAAUGAUACCCAAGAAAAAGAGGAAUCUAUCACUAAAAACAAUUGGCUUCUUUUAGAAGGGCUUUUUCCUGGCGGGUCUUAUGCUAUCAACGUAUCUGCCAUUAGUUAUGGUCUGGUCAGUGAACCUCACACAUAUGAUAAAACUAUACCACCUCUACCUCCAGGAGGACCUCAAAUUGCCAAAGCUUCCAAUUCAACGGUAAUUUUAACCUGGACACAACCCAACCAGUCUCUGGUUGACCAUUACAUUGUUCGUUAUCGACCUGUUGGAUCUACAUUUUGGCGUGAAAUGGGAGUUAUUAACAUAACAUCAACAGAAAUUCGUGAUUUAGUUGCCGGUGAACGUUAUGUUUUUCGAGUUAAUACAAUUUCUAAUAAAGUAGAAAGUCCGGAUGUCCGUGAAAUAGAGCAAACAAUGUACCCAAAUGCAGUGGAAUCAGUUACUUACUCAAUAGGAUCUGAAAAUAUAACAUUUAAAUUAGUUACACCAUUAGGACGUGUUGAUUAUUACAUAAUUGUUUAUAAUACGGUUCGUGAACCCACUCAGCAAAACUCAAAACAAGUUCCAGCUGGUAACAAUACUCGUGUCGGAACUCUAGUGACCAUUGUAAUAGACGAGCUUACUCCUGGUGAUAUGUAUUCCUUCCGUUUUUACGCUGUUAGUCAUAAUCUUCGAAGUGAAGGGAUCGGUGUCCAAACCAGAACAAUGCCUGUGAUCAAUUCUGUAAUUAACAUUGUUACCGAUGAACAAGAAACUAAAACAUUGGGAAUCAAGUAUACACCAACACCUCGACGGAACGUUAUUUUUGAUCGAUAUCGGUUCCAAUUGGUUAGCGAUCAAUCAAUUCCUGCCCAAGAAAAAUUGCACAACGAUACAUCUCGCUUGGUUUUAUUUGAUAACCUAAUACCUGGUCGUUUGUAUAACAUCUCAAUAUGGACUGUAAGCGGCGGUGUCCAUUCUGUUCCAAUCAUCAGAGAAGUCCGUCUAUUUCCAGAACCAGUUCGCUCUCUGUCUGCCUUGAAAACUACCGAUACCGAAAUAACCUUGGUAUGGGAAGCUCCAAUCGGUGAUAAAGAUGGCUACGAGAUAACCUAUCUUGAUCCUCAGAUAACAAAUCGGCUGGUUCGAAAUAUUACUUUUGCAGAAAAGAUAUUCUAUUCUGGCUUGAAACCUCAUCAAAAUUAUUCCUUUGAAGUCACCACGCUCAGUGGAUAUGGAACCUCAACUAUGCUUCGAAGUUCACCCAUUUCUCAAACAUUUACCACCUCUGAAUCAAUUCCUGGUCGAGUUGCUCUUUUCCAUUCAAUUGAUGUUAAACCAAAUGAGAUUACACUGAAAUGGGAUUUACCAGUUUCAGAGCAAAAUGGUGUUAUUACUGGUUUUAAUAUAUCUUAUUAUCCAAAGGGUAAUCCGGUAAUGAAACACCAAUCUUUUGGGCCAACAGAAAAUCAGGGAACAAUUUAUCAACUAAUUCCAGGCAAGGUCUAUGUCUUCCAAAUUCAAGCUCACACCAAAGUUGGACCUGGAUCAAAGGCUACCUGGGAAGAAGCCAUGCCUAUUUGGCCACCGCCUUUACAUUUACCCAAUAUUGUGCCCACUGAGGUGGGUCACACUUCUACAACCAUUCGUGUUCGUUUUAGGAAAAACUUUUUCUCCAACAUGUACGGUCCCAUAUUGGCUUACACCAUAAUUGUUGCCGAAGAUGAUACAGGAGACACUCGACUGUCUGACCUUCCCUCUUGGCAUGAGGUUCAGAAAAAGUCAACUUGGCCUGCUUACCAAGUUGUUGAACCCUAUUAUCCUUUUAAUGGCUCUUUAGUUGAAGAUUUUACGAUUGGAUCAGAGGAUUGUUUAAAUUCAAAUGCCAUUAAGAAAUAUUGUAAUGGUCCCUUAAAAUCUGGUUCAAUCUACAAGGUUAAAAUUCGAGCUUUUACUGCUCCUGAUAAAUUCAAUGAUACACUUUAUUCUUACCCCAUAGCCACGGAUCCAGAUAAUACUGCUUUGUACGUGGGAAUUUUCCUCCCAUUGUGUCUCCUUAUCCUUCUUGGUUUCAUCAUUUUGGUCUUGAAGCGUAAACGUCUUGGUCCAUUCAGUUCAAGAAUCAAGAAAAAUACCAAAUCAAUUCCACAUAUGGGUGGUAAAGAGGAUGCUCUUUCCAUUGCUGAAAGUGAACUUGUAACAAGCCGUCCCAUCAAAUUAAAGGAUUUCUCUGAACAUUAUCGUAUCAUGUCUGCUGAUUCAGAUUUCCGUUUCUCAGAGGAAUUUGAAUUGCUUAAAUAUGUUGGUCGUGAUAAACCAUGUACAGCAGCUGAUUUACCAGUUAAUCGACCCAAAAAUAGGUUUACAAAUAUUUUACCAUAUGAUCAUUCUCGUGUUAAACUGUUGCCCACAGAUGACGAGGAAGGCUCAGAUUAUAUCAAUUCAAAUUACAUUCCUGGUUACAAUUCACCAAGAGAGUUUAUUGUUACCCAAGGACCUCUACAUUCAACGAGAGAUGAUUUUUGGCGCAUGAUUUGGGAACAAAAUUCUCGAGCCAUUGUAAUGUUAACUCGUUGUAUUGAAAAGGGCCGUGAAAAAUGUGACCGUUACUGGCCUUCUGAACCUCAACCCGUUUAUUAUGGUGAUAUUCAAGUAACAGUGCUCAAUGAAUCCCAAUAUCCUGAUUGGUCCAUCUCCGAGUUUAAAGUCAUGAGGGGUGAUCAAUCCAGGAUAGUUCGUCAUUUUCAUUUCACCACCUGGCCUGAUUUCGGGGUUCCUGAGCCUCCAAUAACCUUAGUCAAAUUUGUCCGAUCAUUUAGAGAAAGAGUAUUACCUGAUAGCAACAAACCUAUUGUUGUACAUUGCAGUGCUGGUGUUGGCCGAUCAGGCACCUUUAUCGCUUUGGAUCGUAUCUUACAGCAUAUCCAAAAAUACGAUUAUGUUGAUAUUUUUGGUAUUGUUUAUGAAAUGAGACGAGAAAGAGUUUGGAUGGUUCAGAAUGAGCAACAAUAUAUCUGUAUUCAUCAGUGUUUACUUACUGUUUUGGAAGGUAAAGCUGACCUCUUGGACUCGCCCAGACCUGAAAUGCAUCUUAAUCCUGGGUUUGAUGAUGAUGAAGGUAUCGCUGAAUCUGGGAUCUGAGAGUUUACUUGAUUAUUGUUAGCUAAUUAACGGUGAACCUGACUUGUCCAAACUCGGAGGCCUGAAUUGGAUUGAAUUUUAUUUUCUUUUGCUCUAUUUAUUUAACUGAAACCAAAUCAAAUCAGGGCUGAUAUAAAUCAUGAAAGAAUUUGCAAGACUGGAAAAGCACAAAACAAUGAACUUUGAUUUCAAGGAUCGCCAAGAAUGAAAAAAAGGAUGAAAUUAAAUUUAUUCAUCGAGAUUUUAUUUUUCAAUGUUCAGCUCAACGAUAAUCAUGAAAAGAAUCAACAAAUCAAAAUGUUUCUUCUGUUAAAAAUUGAAUCUAAAAUUAUAAUAUCAUAAUUUCAAGCUCGUUGGAAGUUAAUAAUUCAAAGACUGGAAUCAAGUUUUAUACAAUAUUUGCACCAAAGAAUGGUAUUUAAAAAAAGUAUCUUUAUUCUUCUCAUGGUUAAUGGAAGAAAACCAUCGAAUCAUUGAUCACUUAUCAAAUCAAUAUAUCAAAUUCAAGAUCAGCCGACACUCAAUUAUGAGACUGAAGAAGCGAGCAAUCAACAGUGGAUCAUAAUCAAGACAAUUUUAGCAACAUCUAAGUCAUAGUUUUAUUGAUUAACGAAGCCCCAAUCAUCUCAACACUUCCAAUUCAUCCAGGAGAAAAUGAAUUUCCAAUUUAAUUGUUUCCCUUUUCUCCUCUCAAAUUACUCAAUUUAGAUCUGAUAUUGUAAUAUUUGACAAAAAGCGAUGUUACAGUGCCAUUUGUUUCUCUUAUUUUCAUCAUAAGCGAAAGGAUAAACAUUACUCAAAGUCCAUUUUAUUCAUUACUGGACACGGCUAAAUCUUGUAAAAUCAACCCUUCUUUUGACCUUUUCAACAUCUGACUGAGAAUUAAUUCAUAUAUUAAUUUUUUUGUAAUCUCUGCCUCACUAUCAUCACUCAUUUCAAACAAAACAAUCUAAUUUGUUUAUUAUGUAAAUUUUUGUUCCUCAUCAAAUUUUCCCUCUUCUCUCAUCAUCAUCUGUUAAAUAUAAUGUUCAUUUAUCUAA
Molecule: messenger RNA, 5719 nt
Organism: Tetranychus urticae (two-spotted spider mite)
Lineage: Eukaryota; Metazoa; Arthropoda; Arachnida; Trombidiformes; Tetranychidae
Product: tyrosine-protein phosphatase 10D
Biological process (GO): protein dephosphorylation
Molecular function (GO): protein binding; protein tyrosine phosphatase activity
Source: RefSeq, a predicted model, not a curated record